Urocitellus parryii (Arctic ground squirrel) is the source of this 4662-nucleotide messenger RNA. It is a transcript of the gene Septin3, whose product is annotated as septin 3. NCBI's taxonomy places the organism in Eukaryota, Metazoa, Chordata, Mammalia, Rodentia, Sciuridae. The record is from RefSeq and is a predicted model, not a curated record. Gene Ontology annotation, molecular function: GTP binding.
GGGUGGGCCGAGAGCGCGGAGGGGCGAGGCCCGGCUGCAGGGGCCGCUCGGCCCAGGGGAGCCUGCGCCCCGCUCAGCCUUGCAUCCCCGCGCCCUGAGCAUCUCCCGGAGGAACGGAGACAAAGGAGGAUUCAUGUCCAAAGGGCUCCCAGAGACCAGGACGGACACAGCCAUGUCAGAGCUGGUGCCUGAACCCAGGCCUAAGCCGGCAGUGCCCAUGAAGCCCGUCAGCAUCAACUCCAACCUGCUGGGCUACAUUGGCAUAGACACCAUCAUUGAGCAGAUGCGCAAGAAGACCAUGAAGACUGGUUUUGACUUCAACAUCAUGGUUGUUGGCCAGAGUGGACUGGGCAAGUCAACGCUGGUCAACACGCUGUUCAAAUCCCAGGUGAGCCGCAAGGCUUCCAGCUGGAAUCGGGAGGAGAAGAUCCCCAAGACGGUGGAGAUCAAAGCUAUUGGGCAUGUAAUUGAGGAAGGUGGUGUCAAAAUGAAGCUGACCGUCAUCGACACCCCGGGCUUUGGAGACCAAAUCAACAACGAAAACUGCUGGGAGCCCAUUGAGAAGUACAUCAAUGAACAGUAUGAGAAGUUCCUGAAGGAGGAGGUGAACAUCGCCAGGAAGAAGCGCAUCCCUGACACCCGCGUCCACUGCUGCCUCUACUUCAUCUCCCCCACAGGACACUCCUUGCGACCCCUCGACCUCGAGUUCAUGAAACACCUCAGCAAGGUGGUGAACAUCAUCCCUGUCAUUGCUAAGGCUGACACUAUGACCCUGGAGGAGAAGUCUGAAUUCAAGCAGAGGGUUCGAAAGGAGCUUGAAGUAAAUGGGAUUGAAUUCUACCCACAGAAGGAAUUCGAUGAGGAUCUGGAGGAUAAGACGGAGAACGACAAAAUCAGGCAGGAGAGCAUGCCCUUCGCUGUGGUGGGAAGUGACAAGGAGUACCAAGUGAAUGGCAAGAGGGUCCUCGGCAGAAAAACUCCCUGGGGGAUCAUUGAAGUGGAAAACCUCAACCACUGUGAGUUUGCCCUGCUUCGAGACUUUGUCAUCAGGACCCAUCUCCAGGACCUCAAGGAAGUGACACACAACAUCCACUAUGAGACUUACAGGGCCAAGCGGCUCAAUGACAAUGGAGGCCUCCCUCCGGUGAGCGUGGACACAGAGGAAAGCCACGAGAGUAACCCCUGAUGACCCCUUUUCUGUGUCGUCACACAUAUCCACUUCUCCAUACACACACAUCCCAAGUACCACCUCCAACCACUUCUUCCUUCAGCUCUGUCCCACAGGCCUGUCUGGUAUUUGUGGAACAUCUUGUCUACAUUGUGUAUGUGUAUGCGUGUGCGUGUGCAUGUGUGUGUAUGAAAGAGAAAAUGAGUGUAUGUGUGUGUGUGUGUGUGUGUGUGCGCGCACAGGGACGAGGUAUUUUUAUUGCCUUCCCUAAAAGUCCCUUGUAAGUGUGGUUCUCCUCAUGAAUGUCUUCUUUCCUCCUGUCCCAGAACAAAGCUGUGCACCUCACUCCAGAGGUCUGGGAGGGUUAGACACAGAUGCUGGGAGCAGGUGACCCACAGGACAGCAAAUUCCUUUUUACUUCUGUCCUUGUCCACAAACUGGGGCUGCAGAAAUUCUCCAAGGACAGGUGGCUGAGCUAGACUGGGUGGUGGGGGGAGGGAGUUCAGGGCAUCUUCCCUGUGAGUUGGGGUGGCCUGGGUAAGGUGGGGACGUCCUGGGAAAAGGAAAAGGACGUUCACAGGGAAGCACAGAACUGUGUCUGAGCUGGGUUCCUGCAGAAAGAACUGGUGCCUGAAAGUGGAGUACACCCUUUGGUCUGUGUCAAGGUCACUGUUCAAAAGCUACCAUGUCACCAUCAAAGACUGCUGCUUUUUCUUGCUCACCUGGCUUUUGUUCCCAGGCUGGUCUCCUGCCUCUGCUGGUCUCCUGCCUCUGCUUUCUCUCUUUCCCACUUUCCCUCCCUUCUUCAUGUAUCCCUUCUCCCUCCCUCUCCGGCCUGUCCCUGACAUCUUUCACUUCCUUUUAGAGGAGUCCACUUAGCUUCAUUUCUAUAUUUAGAAUUUAUGCCCAGUCUACUACCAAAAAAUAACUUUAGGUCACCCUAAAGUAAGAUCACAAGUAAAAGCACUUCGAAGUACAAUCUGAGAUUACAGGAGGAAUCAGAGCCAUAGAGAGAAAUGGGAGAGUUUCCCCAGUCGAGACACGAAAUUGGCUGUGAACUUGUGGGGCAGCAAACGCAAAGAAAGAAGUCGAGGGGGGUGGGGUUUCUGCAGUUGACAAUUAGAGGAACACGUGUGCUGAUAAAAUGAAGCAGCUUUUUUUGGGGGGGAAGGGGUGAGGGCAUUAAAUUCUAGAACAAUCAAUUCCAAUGAAGUAUCAGAAAAAUGUACAAUGUACACCACUUCUCAGUGGUCUGGCUUCCAGGAUGGAUUUUAGACCACACUUCCCUUUUUCCCAUCAGACUUCUGUCCCUGGUGAGCUGGCUUCUCUGUGGCUCCCUUUGUCUCAGACUUACUUGACUCCCUCUUCUCUGUUCUUUACUCUUGUUCUAAGGUGAAUUGCAAUUGUGUUUGUCUUUCUCUUCCUCACUCCACACCCCUCCUCCUGACUCCUGUAGACAUUCCCGGUGACACCCCUAACCAGACAUUCAGCCUUUUCUUACCUUCCCAUAACCCUGUAUUUAUUAACACAGAUACUUCCCCUGUUUAUUAUACAAAUAAGUUAUUCUUUUUCCUUUAAUCUGUAAGAUUGCUGAAAUUUGUGGCUGAGGGAGCCAUUUAGCCUUAGGAAAGGAAAAAAAAAACCACCAAGUAAUACUGUUUACAACUUUAUUCAACCUCCUGUCCCACUGCCUGGUCUAACGUAGGUUUUCAACUGGUUCUCUCUGAAUGCCAGCAUUUACAAUCCCAGUCCUUAUCACUCAGGUGCUAGGCAAAUAAAAUAGAGACUUAAGAUCCAAGCUUGCUGGACCAGGAAAAGGGGAGGGGUGACCGGGUCACUGGUAUCCCAACCCUGCAGCCUCAGUCUUUCCUGGAGGCUGAUUUAUCAAUCCGCCCUUUGUCUUCCUUUGCCCAUAAAGUUACUCCAGGGUAGGCGCCUGUCAGGACAGAACAGCAGCAGUGUUAUACCCAGAGUUUACUUCACGUCAACCAAAGAGGCCUCCCAGGCUCCAACAGAGAGUGGUUCUGUAUGGAGAUAUGGGACUGGGUACCUGGUACCAGUAGGGGAAGAUUGUGGGGUGAGGGCGGGGGCAUUGGUGAGGCUGCAGAGGAGAGAGGUGCUUGGCACCGCCAAACCAUGGUCUUAGCCUCCCUGGAGAAGCUGUUUUAUGUGUCUGCUGCCAGCUGCUGGUCUACGCACCCUCAACCGUUCUCAACCCUCCUGCAGGGAGAAGGUCUCCUGGGCACUGUCCUUCCACCUGUGCCAGCCACCCCCUGCCCCACUGCUGAAUGAAGGCCAUUUCAAGCGCUGCUUCUCCCUCCAUUCCUUCAGCUGUUAUUGCUGCAGGGCUACCCUUUUCAGUGCUGUGCUUGUCUAGCCCACCGCCACAGCCCCUCUUGGUCCUCAGCAGGUGGGAGGGGCCAGGUGCCCCUUUAGGACAGUUGCUUCCUCCAUUUAGCCAGACCACUCCUCUCCUCCCAGUGGAAUGGAGCCCUUGCCAGCCCUGCUCCAUCGUCUAUUCAGCUGGUCCCAGCCCAUCUCUAGGGAGAAAAAAACUCACAAGAGCCGCUUCUGCCCUCGCAACCCAUACCAGCUGUUUGUAACCAUCUCCAAGGGAAACGGCAUGGCUCCUUCUCCAUUCAUCUGCAUGAGCUCCUCUUGGCUUCCCUAAGGGGCCAAGAAAGCAAUUUUUCUGCUUGUCAGAUUCACUGAGACCAGCUGUGUGAGCCCCUGUGGGACAAGGGUGUCUCCUUCAUUGCUUAAAGGUAUUUAGAAGGGUGGGUCACUGCAGGUGACCAGGGGAACAAGGGCUGGCAUCAUUUUUUAAAAAAAUCACCACUAGUGGCUGGCCCAGAGUGUGGGUACACACCUUCCCCACCCCAUAAUGCAGCCACUUAGGAAGAGUGGUCUUCCUGAAGAGAAUUUGCUGGAGUUGACUUCCUUAUCUCCAAACUAAAAAACAAAAACAGCUAAAUAUACACAAAAUUUCAGAAACCUACAAGCUAUACACUCUAGGAAAAGAAAAAAAAGCACCCUUCUGUACACUUAGCAAUAAGAGGGAUCUUUUCCCACUUACCCCUACUCCCACCCCUGCCCCAUCCCCACCUCAUUAAUGUGAGUAAUGAAUUAGCUGCCAUAGGUGGUCACUGUAGGCUCUGGAAAAUACCCAAUGGAGGGAAAAGACCCCAUCAGAUGCAUGAAUGUUUGCGAAUGUCGGCUGCCACUGCCCCACUCAGUGUCUUUAUAGAAUCCUCCCUGACCCUACUUCCCCCUCCAACUCCCAGUUUCCACCAUGACACAAAUUGCUCAAAGGCUGGUGACUUGUGGGCCAUUCAUCUCUAACCAAGUCCUGAUGGAACAAGAGGCCCAAGCCUAGGGGAUGCAAGAACGACCCAUUUCUUAAAUGAUACCAGUCCCAGUCAACCUUUUGGUGACAUUCUGGUUAAAUUUCCCAAUUGAAAACGAGCCAACACUCAAACUGGAUGUGUAAAUGU